AUGUCAAUUCUAGAAGCCAAGCCUGAGCCAGUCACGGUCAAAACUGAACUAGGAAUUGAGCCGCCCACAACCAACUUGGAGUCUUAUUCUUCGGCAACUGUAGAGGUAAAAUUUCUGGACGACGAAGUACAUGUCAAAACUGAGACUGACAACACAGAUGGCCACAACUCUAACUUUGACUCCACCCUGAGUUGUGCUGGUGACAGCCACAUGGAUCCGGAUCCUUGCCUGGGCAUGAAAGACGGAUCCACGGAUCCAUUACGAGGAUCCACUUCACCGUUGCAAAAUAUAAUAAUUAAAAUUUCUGAACCUGCGCAGAAUGUAUUAAAGAAAGUGCCAGUUGUUAAACAAAGUGUGCCAAUUAAAGUUAUUUCUGAAUCUGCAUCGCAGAAUCCGGAAACAAACACAACAUCAAAAGAUUUAAUUAUAGCAAAACCACAACCAAAGAGUGUACAGUUAGCAAAAAUUCCACCGUCAGCAAAGGCCACAAUAGUAGCUCCGACAACAAAAGUGACAACAAAGGGAAUGGUAGCAGAAAAUGCAGCUAAAGUGGUGCCGAAAACAUAUAGUUUUGAGAAGCACCAUAAAUGUGCGACAUGCGGCAAGACGUACGCGAUGGCCUCAGGGCUGCGUCGUCACGUGGCCUCUGCGCACGAGCACGCCCCCAAGCGGCGGCCGCACGUCUGCCAUCUCUGCGGGAAGUCAUUCACGGCCACAAAGUCCCUGAAAGAGCACCUGCUGUGCCACCAAGGAAUCCGGCCGUUCCAAUGCAAGCUCUGCCCCGCGACGUUCACAUACUCCGCCGCUCUUUUCACACACAACAGACUGAAACACCUCAAGAUGAAGUGGAAGAAGAAGGCAGGUAACGGGACGGCAGGAGUGGAGAAAGGAGUGGGGGAGGUGGGAAAAGGAGUGGGGGAGGUGGGAAAAGGAGUGGAGGAAGUGGGAAAAGGAGUGGAUGAGGUGGGAAAAGGAGUGGAUAAGGUGGGAAAAGGAGUGGAGGAAGUGGGAAAAGGAGUGGAGGAGGUGGGAAAAGUAGUGACGGAGGUGGGAAAAGGAGCAGAGUCUAUGGAUAUUGAUCAGUUUUUCAAUAAGAUAGUGUAA
Messenger RNA from Cydia amplana, 1104 nucleotides. RefSeq names its product myoneurin-like. Gene Ontology annotation, molecular function: DNA-binding transcription factor activity, RNA polymerase II-specific; RNA polymerase II cis-regulatory region sequence-specific DNA binding. Gene Ontology annotation, cellular component: nucleus. Lineage: Eukaryota; Metazoa; Arthropoda; Insecta; Lepidoptera; Tortricidae. The record is from RefSeq and is a predicted model, not a curated record. Gene Ontology annotation, biological process: epidermal cell differentiation; regulation of transcription by RNA polymerase II. Bases 1 to 1104 code for a protein of 367 amino acids. The transcript is spliced from 6 exons.